AUGAAUGCUCUAUCUGAUAUUGCAACUGGAGCAAAUAUAAGAAAAGUAGCUCAGGAUCGGGGUAAGGAAAUUUUAAAAAAUGUGAGACGUGGAGCAGUUCAAUUGGAUAUUUUUAGAACAAAACCAAUUCAAUCUAGUAUUUUAAGAUCUGAAGAAGUUUCAUACAAUCCUAUUGCUUCUUUAGAUAAUCUAUCAACUAUUGACUUUGUCUCAUUAGGUCAUGGUGAUACAUACAGAGAUUUAUCUUCUACAUAUCUUAGAUUAAAGGUACAAAUUGUUAAAAAAGAUGUAAACCAUUGGAAUAACGACAAAGGUGCCGACGGAAAAACAUUGCCCCAACCAAGUGUAGUGAAUAAUCUUCUACACUCAAUAAUAAAACAGUGUAAUGUUCAAUUUAACGGAAAAAGUAUUACCCCGUCAGAUGGAAAUUAUCAUUACAGAGCACACAUUGAAUCAUUAUUAAAUUAUGGUACGGAUGCCGCUACUACUCAUUUAGAGUGUGCUGGAUGGUGUUUAGAUAAACCAAACAUAGCAAAACCAGAUAAUAAUGGAUCAAAAGAACGUCAAAAACUUUAUCACAACAGCAAUAUCGUAGAGCUAAUGGGUAAACUACAUUUGGAUAUGUUUAACCAACCGACUCUUUUAAUAAACAACGUUAAUGUGAGAAUUACUUUAACACUUGAAAAACCAGAUUUUUAUAUUUUUGCAGACGAUGCUGAUGAAUCUCAGUUAAAAAUUUUGGAAGCUACAUUAUUUAUGAAGCACGUAACAAUAAACCCAAGUGUACUACUAGCCCAUAAUGCUGUUCUAGAAAAAUCUAAUGUCAAGUACAAUUACAAACGUGUUGAAGUAAAAAGUUUUACAAUUCCUUCUAAUACAUCAACUGUUUCACUUGAUAAUGUCUUCAUUAGGCAAUUACCCAACACCAUAAUUUUUUGCCUUACAGAAAAUGUUGGCUACUCUGGAAAAAGAUCAGAAAAUCCAUAUAAUUUUCGACAUUUUGAUAUGUCCCAGUUUGUAUUGUAUGUAAAUGGUGUACAAGUACCAAACACAGCAAUUGAAACAAGUUUUUCAGAUGAAAAUAAUAGUCAUACUCGUGCAUACCAUACACUUUUCUCUGGUACAGGAAUUUAUCAUAAUGACUAA
Messenger RNA from Condylostylus longicornis, 1146 nucleotides. RefSeq lists its product as uncharacterized. Bases 1 to 1146 code for a protein of 381 amino acids. Gene Ontology annotation, cellular component: cytosol. Gene Ontology annotation, biological process: deoxyribonucleotide biosynthetic process. Lineage: Eukaryota; Metazoa; Arthropoda; Insecta; Diptera; Dolichopodidae. The transcript has 2 exons. Gene Ontology annotation, molecular function: ribonucleoside-diphosphate reductase activity, thioredoxin disulfide as acceptor. The record is from RefSeq and is a predicted model, not a curated record.